Messenger RNA from Homalodisca vitripennis (glassy-winged sharpshooter), 2558 nucleotides. RefSeq lists its product as uncharacterized. NCBI's taxonomy places the organism in Eukaryota, Metazoa, Arthropoda, Insecta, Hemiptera, Cicadellidae. The coding region runs from base 475 to 1728 and encodes 417 amino acids. The record is from RefSeq and is a predicted model, not a curated record. The transcript is spliced from 8 exons.
CUUCUCUAAUCGUCAGUAGUGUGGCGUUUGUGCGCGCGGUAACAUCGGUGUUAGGCUCGUGCGCGGCUUAAUAUUGGUGACGAUAUUUACGUAGACAUCACAGAGUUGAAGUUAUUUAACAUUGGCAGUCUUUGUAACAUUGUAUUGCUACUUUAAUGUAAAAUUUUAUAAUUUUCAAUUUUAUGAUAAUUUUAUACAAAAAAAGUGUUAAAAUAUUUUGUUUAAGUUGUGAGACAUUUUUAAAAUAAAUAAUCUGACAUGAAUUUAUUACUUUGCUUGGUAAAGAAAUAUGGUAGUCAUAGUGUCUGAUGUUGAAAAAUAAAUCCGGUGUCAAGGUAUAUGAUUUUAUUUUAUAAGCUCGCACAUUAUAUUAAAACCAACCGAGAAAGGUUCUCGUAAAUACUGAAUUGGAUGUAAACCGACCUUGGUUGCGGUAUAAACUAGCGGUGACCUUGGUGAUGUGCUGAGAGUGUAAUGUGUUCAGUGUUGAUGCUGAUAGGGCUGAUGUGGGCCCAGGGGACCCUCGCCCAGAACCUCGCCUCAGGAUCGCCUCUCAAAGUCGCCCAGUGUAGGGCUAAGUGCAUCCAUACUUUUCCCGGUGAAGAACCUUCAGGGAGUACUUGUCUUCAAAACACCAACUGCAACACAUGUUGGGAACAGUGUCAGAGGCUGGGUGCCGGCUGGAGCGCUCUUUGUGACAAGGAUGCUCUUUGUCACGCCGGUUGUCAGCAAGCAUGUCGCUUCCAUCUGCAGCUGGAGGUGCAGCGGUCACCUGUUCUGGUGACGCGUGGGGAGGAGGUCAUCCUGGUUUCCGGGGAUAUAGCCUCCUGGCCGCCACCAGGCGUCGCUUCCCCUCUCGCACCGCACGUCUUCGUCCUCAUGUGUCGCCUCCCGGACAACUCCUGGACUCAGGUGACCCAGACCGUUGACCUAGAGUGGAGGGUCCCAGGAUCGCUGUCCUGUGGGACAGUGCGGGUGAUGGUGGUAGGUCUAGACGGCCUGGUAACCGUGUACAGCCCUGCCCCUAGACCUCUGCAGGACGCGGGGAUGAUCCUGCGCAGUGUAGGGAGAGAGUCCUGGCUCGGUCUUGGAGGAUCCCAGGACAACAGAGUAGUCGAUAGUUCCUCACCGAAGGAGAAUGAAAGGGGGUGGAAUAUGCGUGAGGUUUCCUUGAUACACCAGGGUGUUCUGGUGAUCGCCGAGGUGGCCUGGGACCCUCCCGCUGCUGUGCCUGCCGUCUACCUCGUCACCUGGGAGCUGGCAGGUGGAGGCCUGAAAGGAAAUCUUCUCACAGACUCCACCUGCGUCACCCUCUCCCUGUGGCCAGACACCGUUUAUCGGAUACAAGUGCAGCUUGUGAGGGAGCCUCAGACACUGAGUGAAGUGUUGGUUUUGGACACCCGGCAAGCUGCCCCCUUGCUGUCUCCUGCCCCCACCGCCGCUCCAACCACUCCCGGCUACGGGCACCCUGGGUUCGAGGGGGUGGCUGGCGCGGCCUCCGCCCUGCUGGUGUUCUUCGCCGUGGCCCUCGUCUUCUCCACCAGGCGGCGCUCCUCUCUACCCGAAAAGCCUUUGGAAGUCGAGGAGCUACAUUCCUCCAACCAUUUCAAAUUGUUUCCCCCACCAGUGAGGUUACUAGUGGAACCAACUAGUUUGCCAGUGCUUUAUCCGGUGGGCGCUGACUCACAAGAGGAGCUGACGCUGUCCAGAUCUGACCCUACUGUAUGACAUGAUGCGCCAAAACUAGAUUAGAGACGAUGUAAACACCGUGUAAAUGUCCAGUCCUCACAGUAUUUUUAGAUAAUAUAUCCUACUCUGUUGUACAUAUCUGGUCUGGAUCAGGUCUCUGUUUUAUCCAUAUCAUGUGUAAGGUGUAAUGUAUAGAAAUAAUAAUAGAGAAUAAAACAUGUAAAUAAAUGUAAAGAUAUAUAUUACAACGCUCUCACUGUGUUAAUAUCCAGUUUAGUUACGAAUAUAACAAUAAAUAUUUUAGUUAUAAGUAAAAUAAGUGUAUUAACGACUCCAAAAAUCAUAUGUGGAUUGAUAUCUUGUUUCUCAGGCUUAAUGAGACACUUAGAAUAAUUAAUAUUACGACAGUUAAAUUGCAUUUUAUUACCAGGUGGUAUAUAUUAAUUAGUAGCUUAUAUUUCUUGUUGAGAUUGAAUUAUUUGAGGACCAACAUGUUUAAAUUGUUGUGUGUCAGAUUUUAAGCUUGUUAUUAUUAUUGCAAAGUUUAUGCUUAAAAUUAGCGAAAGAAUAAAUACUUCAGUGUUUGCUGUCAUUGCAAAUUAUGCUCGUCUAUUCCUAAACUGGUUGUCCAAAGUUUAUAUUGAUAGAUUAUUAGAUAUAUUUGUAAUGUAUGUCUCCCGUAAUACUCAGCAGUGACCAAUUAUCCUAAAUUGUUUUAAACUCUUUUCCUUAUAUGGAAUUUAUAGUUUUUAUCCGUAUACAUUCCUAUAGAAUGUUCUUGUAUUAUGUAUAAAACUGUGCAUUUUAAUUUAUUGUUGUUAUAUAUAUUUCCUAUUAUUUUCUAUUAAAAUUAAAUUUAAAUUUUGUAA